Molecule: messenger RNA, 603 nt
Organism: Procambarus clarkii (red swamp crayfish)
Lineage: Eukaryota; Metazoa; Arthropoda; Malacostraca; Decapoda; Cambaridae
Source: RefSeq, a predicted model, not a curated record
AUGGUACCCCGUGUUCGGCUAACUUUCCUAGAAGAACGGCCGCCCACGCCAAAACGACCAUCCCUGGCAGAGCGGACGCCUGCGACAGAGGUGCCGCCCCUGGCAGAGCGGACGCCUGCGACAGAGGUGCCGCCCCUGGCAGAGCGGACGCCUGCGACAGAGGUGCCGCCACUGGCAGAGCGAACGCCUGCGACAGAGGUGCCGCCACUGGCAGAGCGGACGCCUGCGACAGAGGUGUCGCCCCUGGCAGAGCGGACGCCUGCGACAGAGGUGCCGCCCCUGGCAGAGCGGACGCCUGCGACAGAGGUGCUGCCACUGGCAGAGCGGACGCCUGCGACAGAGGUGCCGCCCCUGGCAGAGCGGACGCCUGCGACAGAGGUGCCGCCCCUGGCAGAGCGGACGCCUGCGACAGAGGUGCCGCCACUGGCAGAGCGGACGCCUGCGACAGAGGUGCCGCCACUGGCAAAACAGUUCCCCACUACAAAGGGGGACCACCCCUGGCAAAGCGGACGACUCAGGCAAGGCAUCGAUUUUCACUUACACUCAUAUAACUCCCUUGUCAGUAAAUUGGGAAGAGCCGAGCGAAGUGGCGCUCCUAAGUGA